Molecule: messenger RNA, 2115 nt
Organism: Psammomys obesus (fat sand rat)
Lineage: Eukaryota; Metazoa; Chordata; Mammalia; Rodentia; Muridae
Product: macrophage-expressed gene 1 protein-like
Exons: 1
Coding region: 1-2115 (704 amino acids)
Biological process (GO): defense response to bacterium
Source: RefSeq, a predicted model, not a curated record
AUGAACAGCUUCAUUGUCACGAUCCUCAUCUGGACCACAAUGGUGUUUGCUGAAACAGACAAGUCUCUUGAAGAGAUCCCUGAUGCCGGUUUUCGAAAGUGCCAGGAUGCUUUACAUCUGCCUGUUUUGGAAGUGCUACCUGGAGGUGGCUGGGAUAACCUGAGGAAUAUAGACAUGGGACGGGUGAUGGAACUGACGUACACCAACUGUAAGACCACUGAAGACGGAAUGUACCUCAUCCCCGAUGAGGUCUUCACUGUUCCUCAGAAGGAGAGCAACGUGGAUAUGAACUCGGAGAUCCUGGAUUCCUGGGAGAAUUACCGCAGCAUCACCUCGUUUUCCAUCAACAUGAAUUUUGAUUAUAAUCUCAAGGUCAACGGCAAGUUCUCGACUGAGUUCCAAAGAGUGAAGACCAAUCAGGUGAAGGACAGGACUGUAACUACAAGAGUUCAGGUGAGAAACCUGAUCUACACGGUGAAAAAUAACCCAAGCGCAGAGCUCAGCUUAGGGUUUAAGAAAGAGCUCAUGGAAAUCUGUGACCGUCUAGAGAAAAACGAGAUAAAGACGGCCAACUACCUGGCAGAACUCUUGGUCCUCAACUACGGCACACACGUAAUCACUAGUGUGGAUGCUGGGGCUGUGCUGGUUCAGGAGGAUCACAUCAGCUCCUCCUUCCUUAAGAACGGUGAGGGGACCCGUGUGGCCGUGACUGCAUCUGCUGGACUGACCUUUGCAAAGAUGGUGAACUUCAACACCGAGAUGGACUUUGCCUACAAGAAUACCUUGGCCACAGGCUACCUUGCUAACAGAACCAACUCCAGGGUGCAGAGCAUUGGAGGCACUCCGUUCUACCCAGGCAUCACCUUAGAAACCUGGCAGAAGGGCAUCAUUAACCACCUGGUGGCAAUAGACCGCGUUGGCCUGCCUCUGCACUUCUUCAUCAAGCCUGACAAGCUGCCUGAUUUUCCACAGCAUGUGCUGGAGAAGCUGUCCAAGACAGUGGAAACUGCUGUGAAAAGUUAUUACAACUUUAACACAUACCCGGGCUGCACAAAUGUCGAUUCCCCCAACUUCGAUUUUCAAGCCAAUAUGGACGAUGGCUCCUGUGAUGGUAAAAUGGCUAUCUCUCCCUUUGGAGGGGUUUAUCAAGUGUGUUCUCAAUACUCAGGGCACAAUAACCUUUCCCUCUGCUCAAAUUUGGAGCAGAAGAAUCCACUCAGUGGUGAUUAUUCUUGUCCCUCUGGCUACACCUCUGUCCAUCUGCUGUCUCAGACCCAUGAAGAAGGUUACCAUGACAAGGAGUGUAAACAGAAAUGCACCCUCAAGAUCUUCUGUAAGACAGUGUGUGAAGAUGUGUUCCGAGUGGCCAAAGCUGAAUUUAGGGCUUAUUGGUGUGCGGCCACUGGCCAAGUACCUGAAAACUCAGGACUUCUCUUUGGGGGAGUCUUCACUGACAAGAGCAUCAACCCUGUGACAAAUGAACAGUCAUGCCCGGCCAGUUACUUUCCACUGAACCUGUUUGAAAACCUCAAGGUAUGUGUUUCUCUGGAUCAUGAGGUGGGGCCCAAAUUUUCAAUCCCCUUUGGUGGGUUCUUCAGCUGUACAAUGGGGAACCCCUUAUAUAAUUCUAUCACGUCUGGAAUCUUAGAGGAGUCAUUUCUGCGAAAGUGUCCUGGGGGCUUCAGCCAACAGCUGGCCGCUAUCAUCGAUGGAUGCCAAGUGUCCUAUUGUGUCAAGGCUGGGGUCUUUGCAAAAUCAUCCUUGGCCCCCGUCAGGCUCCCACCUUACACUCAGCUACCUAUUAUGAGUCAGGUUGCCAACAACUCCAUUGUAAUGACAAGCGGAGAGGGUGCCAGACCCUGGGUUAAGGACUCCUACACCCAGCAGUGGAGGCUGGAGGACUCGUCGAAACUGGACAGUAGUAGCCUAUCAGCAGGUGCAGCUGCUGGCAUCACAAUUGGGGUUAUCCUGGCACUAGGGCUUUUAAUUGCCAUGGCCAUCUACGGCAAACUGAGGUUUAAGAAGAGUGAAUAUGAAAUAGGAAGAAAGGUGCUUCUCCCUUUUCCAAGAGCUAGAGUCACUCCUGCUGGGGUACAGGAUCCAAAUCCAGCUUAA